AUGGAGCAGCACAUCCCCAUUCACGCGCUGCCCGAGGAGAUUAGAAAGAUGUCCCGGGAUGAGACAGUGUGUAAAUACUGUGGAGUCAGCUAUUUGAUACUUCAUGAAUUUAAGUUGAUGGAAGAAAAAGUAAAAGCAAUGGAAAAGGAGAUUAAAUUUUAUGAAGGAAGUAUAGAACGGGAAAAAGGACUUCAAGCAGAAUUGCAGACUCUUUACCAAGACCUUGAACACUAUCGAGCUGACAGCGAAUCAAAAACAGAAAGAAAUACAUUGGAACACCAUUGCUCAACUCUGAGCAAGGCCGUCUCACUGUUUCCUUUUAUUAGAAGUGAACUAGACAGUCUUAAAGAAGUCAUCUCCAGUAACCUAGAGAACUGGGCUGCCAUGAAAGAAGAAAUUUUUCUACAAAUAAAAACUGUUAGCAAAGAAGCUUUGACAGAAAUACCCAAAUUGAAUCAAAGAUUAGCAAAAUCCCAGAGAGAGAAUGAAUGCCUCCAAGAAAAGGUGAAACACCUGACGCUGGUGGCCGACACAGUUGACCUGAAAAGUCAACAGCUUCAAACUUCACUUCAGCAAGGGAAUGAGCUACAAAGUAGGUGCCGUGAACUACAAAAGGAAACAUUAG
Fulmarus glacialis (Northern fulmar) is the source of this 625-nucleotide messenger RNA. RefSeq lists its product as uncharacterized. Lineage: Eukaryota; Metazoa; Chordata; Aves; Procellariiformes; Procellariidae. The annotation marks the transcript as partial. The record is from RefSeq and is a predicted model, not a curated record. The transcript has 4 exons.